Plasmodium coatneyi is the source of this 3744-nucleotide messenger RNA. RefSeq lists its product as uncharacterized. The record is from RefSeq and is a predicted model, not a curated record. NCBI's taxonomy places the organism in Eukaryota, Apicomplexa, Aconoidasida, Haemosporida, Plasmodiidae. The transcript is spliced from 5 exons. The coding region runs from base 1 to 3744 and encodes 1247 amino acids.
AUGGUCAAAGCAGACGAUGAAAAGGUCGGGAAGAAGGGCUCGAGAGCCACUUCACGGAAUGGUCCCGCAAGAGGUAGAAAGAAGAAGUCAGCGGAAGUUAUUCCUGUGGAGGAAGAAUUGCCUGACCAGCAAGGUGAAAAUGGUGAACCUACGCACAGCAACAUUCUGAUCAUAGGGGAUGAGAACCUCACCUUUUCGGAGUUAGUAAUUGACGCCUAUCCGUCUGCCCAUAUUUACGUAGCGAGCACCUCCACCGAGUUAGAAGUGGAUUACCUUCUGCGCGACCUGGAGAAGCGCAAGAGGAGGAAGUUCCAGAAUGAAGCAAUGCAACAGGACGAUGCAACACAACAGGAAGAAGACGUCCCUGUUGAAAAGACCCCCUUUUACUACACCAGGAAGUUCAUGAAGGAGCAGACGCACAAGAGGGUCUCCGUUAUCUUCAGCGCCAAUUUGUUUUAUUUGGGUCGCCACUUCCCGAACGGCUUCUUCGACACUGUGUUUUUGGUUCUCCCAGGCCUCUGCUACAACAUCCAGGAGACCGGACUAAAGUACAACGACAAGGUGACGGCACUACGUAUAUACUAUUUUCUGAUUUGCGUGCUGGUCGAAAUUAUCCAAGUGAGUCAGAAGGAUGCCGAGAUGCACGUGUUUUGGACGAGGGAGAAGUUAAAAAAGUUCGUUGAGGAUGAAGAGCCCACCGACUUGGCUGUGAAGAAAGAAGAAGAAGGGGAAGAGAAAAAAGUCGAUGAUGAAAGGGAGACGAAGCGAGAGAGCAUUCACGAAACAUUAAACACGCUGAAGAAUCUCAUGUGCAGUGGCAAGGGGGAAGAAGCAGCAACUCAGGAGGGAGAAGAACCCGAAGAGGAGAAGAACGUAGAUGCUGUUGCGGAACAGAACGGAGAAGCAACCACUGAACCGAAUGACGACGCUGCAGAGGAGGCGGCUGAGCGGCAGUCCGACGCAGAGCAAGAGAAGGAAAAUGAAGAAGACAGUGGCAGCACCGAAAAUAAGGAGAAACUCACAGAAGAAGUGGCAGAGGAAGCCACCGAGCAGGCCGCCGCAGAAGGAGGAGAGGUGUGUAUAAAACUGUCCAGCUACGCCAACAUGUAUGCAGAGGAGGAAGAGCCCGAGAAGGGCAGCGCGGAAAACGCGGGGGACGACAACGCAGGGGCGGACAAAAAUGAUGAGGAGAACGAAGACGAAAACGACGAUGAUAAAAGUGACGAUGACGAAAAUGAUGAUGAAGAUGACGACGAGGAUAUGACUCGGUUCUCCCACCUCUUCGACGGGGAGGGGAAGAAUAAGAAUAAAAAGGACACUCCCACCACAACAGAGAAACAAGGAUGUGAGACGUCCCAAGUAGUAACCUUCGUGGUGCACUCCACAGACGGGGAAGACGAAAAGGAAAAAAAAACAAGCCAAAUGAAUAUAGCAAAGUUCCCACUCUUCUACCACGUAGACAUUGAAAAAGUGAUGAAAUUGUUUUCCUUCGAUGAGCAGAACGAUCAGGAGGAGGAACAACAAGAGGUACAACAGGAGGUACAACAGCAGGUAGAAGAAAAGGAAAAAGAGGAGGAGGAAAAGAAGAAGAAGAGAAGAAAAAAGAAGAAGGAAGAGGAGGAAGAGAAACAGCCGGAAAAGCAGCAACAGAAGGAGAAGAAACCAAAGGUCGAUGUAGACACCCUGGUCGACAAGUACGUGCCAGUCAUCUAUGGUAACCACUUUACGCACAAUGAAUUCUUAGCCAAUUGUGCAUUCUACUCUUUCGUUUUGAAAAAAAAAAAAAUUAUAAUCCCUGAAGAGAUGGCACUUAUAUUGGAGCCAAACUUCACCCGUGAGUUCCCUGUGGAAAGUUACUCUUUUUUGAGAAAAAAAUUUUUCCAAGAAUUUCAUGAGAAGAUUAAGUUGUGCACCACGAUAAAAGAUCAACUGACUCAUAUUAGCCACAUGCGCUACAAGCUGUACGUGCAGCACGUGAGAAGUAGCGUCUCUGGGGGAGGGAGGAGGUCUCAUAUGUCCUAUUAUUUGUUUCAGGCGGAGUUGAAUAACCAAAUGAGGAGGGGGACUCCGUGCGGGGAGAAGCCUUCCACGGGGGGGGAGGAAGCCCCUACCGCUGAAGAAGCCCCCACUGGUGAAGAAAUCCCCACGGGAGAAGAAGCUCCAACAGGUGAGGAAGCUCCUGAAGGGGAAGAAGCACCUACGGUUGAAGAAGCCCCUACGGAGGAGGCAGCAGCUACAGUUGGAGAAGCCACCCCUGCUGACGCACCCACUGCUAACGCACCCACUGCCGAUGCAACCACGGCCGAUGCAACCACUGCUGAUGCACCCUCGGGGGACAAACUGUGGAAAUGCAUCUUCAGCCCACUGGACUUCUUCCAGGCCAGUGACAACAUGAGCGCCUACUUUGAGUACUACAUAAAUAUUAGAAGAAAUAAAAAAAAAAGAAACCGUCGAAACAUUUGUGCUUUGUCUAUAAAGUUUGCUAGCGGUAAGAAAAACUACCCCAACGACUACCAUAAUAAAAGGUACCCCAACAAGCGGACGAUGGGAGGGACUUACCGAAGUAGUAGUUACUACCCCUCUAUGUAUGACAUGAAGAGGAAGCCGCCUCUUCUUCCAACGCCUUUAAAUGAAAUGUCCAAUGGGCAUUCUGUUAGAGGCUCCAGUGGAUAUGGUGUGAAAGGCGGAGGGGUAAAUGCUGGUAGGGGAACAGGAGGCAUGAGUAAAGGAGGUCACCUCCUAAACAAGGGAACCACCAGCAGUGUAUAUAAACAUUCCAUGCAUAGUUCCAACUACGGGUAUAAUAACAACACCUCCUAUGGAAGUCACAACUAUGGGAAUAACAAGUACGGGGGGGGAAGCAACUACGGAGGAGGAAACCACUACAACACGCAGAACUACGGUUCGAACAAGUUUUACCGAAGUGACAAAAUGGGGAGGAGCGUCACAACGAACAGUUAUGAUAACAGGAGGGACGACAAAGGUCUGAAGUACAACAAGAGUGACAACCAGCGGUCGAAUCGGAACUCCAGUACCACCUACCACAGUGGUCCCUACGGCAGCGGUGGUGGAGGUGCAGAUGGAGGUGCCAGUGUGUCUAGCUUUCACGAGGGAAAUAGGGCGUAUGGUAGUUCGGUGCACCAUAGCAGCUAUGGGUACAACAGGUCGGCCAGGAACAUGGUGCACAAGUCCAGUGAGCGGGGCGACCCACGAAGCGACCCACGAAACGAUCUACGAAGUGACCUCCGAAGUGACCUGCGAAACGACCUACAUAGUGACAGCAAAGGGGCAAAGCGAAGGAGAGACGAUUCCUAUGACACGCGAAGAGGAUUCGCAGAGGACAGCUACUCCUCUCAUAAGCGCUAUGAGAAGAGAGGAAGGAACGAUGACUACGAUAUGAAGAACCAUAUGGAUGAGCGAAGGAGUGACAACCACCACCGGGGGUCAAAGAUGAAUGCAGAGAUGCAGGAUCCCUACGCGUCCACGAAGGACUCUACCAACAAGUACUACGACGGAAGCAACUAUUCCAUGAACAACUCUGAGAAGAAUGGGCGGAUGAUGCCGCCCCCACCCCCACGUGUACCCCAGGUGUACGGUGGCCAGGCGCAACAGAAAAUGACGAACUACUACAACGGGGAGGACUACCAAAACGAAAACAGAUCCAACGGAAUGAAUUACAACUCGGGAGAGCUAUACAACAAGAAGAGCCUAUACUCACAGAGCAGGAGCUACAGGAAUAACUAG